Mycotypha africana is the source of this 1096-nucleotide messenger RNA. RefSeq lists its product as uncharacterized. The record is from RefSeq and is a predicted model, not a curated record. NCBI's taxonomy places the organism in Eukaryota, Fungi, Mucoromycota, Mucoromycetes, Mucorales, Mycotyphaceae. The transcript is spliced from 2 exons. The coding region runs from base 342 to 965 and encodes 207 amino acids.
AUAAAAAGAAAACCCUGAAAAAAAGGAAAAAGAGUUUCCCCAGACUUUCGAAAACUCUUCAAGCCGAUCGAUCCUUCAAAAGACAACUUGCAUUUCAGUAUGGAAAACUUAUUUUUUUGCACUAUUAUAGGAGGGAACGAUGGAAAUGGCGGAUGGUUUGAUUGACUUGGAUCGUUUGACAUUUUCCUUGUCGUAGAUGAGCAGCAACAGAACCAAAGAAGCCGUGCAAAAUGUUCUUGUAGGAACGACUUUGACAGGUAAGGAACAUGAUGCUCCCCUCACCCCACCCCCACCCCCGCGAAGAUAUUUUUUAUUUUUUACUAAAGACAGUUUGAAAUAUUAUGGUAUGGUGGGUGGAUUCAAUAAGCAUAGCCGUCCUGGGUGGAACGGUAGGAGCGACCACAGCUACUCUAUUCAACAAGCCAGUAAAGACGUUUGCCUUCAACGUUUGUUUACUUUCUGGCAUGUACGGGUCAACAUUUUUCUUGGUUCGAGAAACGUUUAUAAGUUAUCAACGACAGAAAAAUAGUUAUUUUGGGCUAAAGAACUCAGUGACUAAAGAUCACGAUGCUAUGCUAAGCAGUACUUUAGCAGGCACCAUGACGGGUGGAUUAGUCAAUGGUAUUUUUAAAGGACCUCGUGCUGCACUGCCCAGCGCGGUCGUGAUGGGUGCGCUUUGUUCAGGUCUUCAGUUUGUUUACACCAAAGUGAACCAUUGGCGACAAGAGGCCAUUAUCAAAAGUGGUAGCCUGGAUGGCGAAGAUGUUUAUCCCAACGAGGAUGAUCAACCCAAGAAGAGUUUCCUACAACAUAUUCAUUUACCGAGCUGGUUCCCUAUUCGUGAAAUAUCAGAGGAGGACUAUAAAGAAUUACUGGAUACCAAGUUACACACAUUGGAAGCCGAAUUAGCGGAACUACAGAAGAAACUGGAUCAACAAGAAAAGGCAACCAAAGAAUUGAAAUAGGGUCUAAUGUAAAAACCAUGCUCCACCCUUUUUUUUCGAUACAGAGGAGGAUGCUCUUCUUAGCCCCAAUGGCUGGAAAAAAAAGACAAAAAGUUUCAAUAGUGUACACACAAAAAAAAAGAGUAUAGUUC